This is a messenger RNA of Talaromyces amestolkiae, 1461 nucleotides long. RefSeq lists its product as uncharacterized. NCBI's taxonomy places the organism in Eukaryota, Fungi, Ascomycota, Eurotiomycetes, Eurotiales, Trichocomaceae. Gene Ontology annotation, molecular function: transmembrane transporter activity. The transcript has 2 exons. Gene Ontology annotation, biological process: transmembrane transport. The record is from RefSeq and is a predicted model, not a curated record. Gene Ontology annotation, cellular component: fungal-type vacuole membrane. The coding region runs from base 1 to 1461 and encodes 486 amino acids.
AUGACGUCGUCAAUUCUUGAACCCCAGACUGGAUAUAAUUCACCAGCUAUAUCACUCAGUCGAAUUCCAACAUUAGACCGAGAACAAGAGCAAGACAUCGAGCCAGUCCCAACAACCUCGGAUGAACAAAUUUCAGAUUCCAAAGCAACAAUAAUAGUCAUCGCCUCAUUUAUAAUCGUCUUCACCUGCUGCGGCAUAAACUUCUCUUUCGGCAUCUACCAAGCCCUCUACGAACGCCUUUCCCAUGAACCCGACACCCCCUUCACCGACGCCUCCCCAGCUGUAAUCGAUCUGAUCGGUACCAUAGCAGUAGGUAUUAUGACCAUCGGCGGACCUCUUGCCGUCGGGUGGUCUAAAUCCUUUUCUCCACGCAAAGUAUGUCUAAUGGGUGCCGCGAUAUUCACGUUAGCACAUAUAUUGGCGAGUUUUGGGACAAAGAUAUGGCAUUUCGCGCUUACCCAGGGCGUACUGUUAGGUUUGGGGACGUGUUUGGCGUAUAUGACUUCUGUGACUGUUGCGCCGACGUGGUUUGGGAAGAGGAGGGGGUUGGCGAUGGGGAUUAUAUUGUCGGGGACGGGCGUGGGGGGGUUGGUAUGGGCGCCUGCGCUGAAGGCGUGUAUUGAUGCGAUGGGGUAUCGCAAUACGUUGAGACUAACGGGAGCUGUCUCAUUUGUGUUGAAUACUGGUGCCGGGGCGGCCAUGACGUGGGAACCGAGUCGCAAAGCUCAGAAUGAGAUUGAGCGAAGGGCGCAAAUGACGCAAAAACAAAGAAAUAUCUUCGCGGUUCCGCUUGUUGAUUUGAGGCUUAUGAGGACGAGGAAGUUUGUCGCGCAGGCUUUGGGAGCUAUGUUUCAGGGUGCUGCGUAUUACAUUCCUGUCUUCUUCUUUGCGACGUAUGCGUCUACAUUGGGGUACAGCGACACUGCUGGUGCAAACUUUAUCGCUCUCAGCAAUGCGUGUAAUGCGAUUGGCAAGAUCGUCAUUGGCUAUGCAGCCGAUCGAUACGGGCGGCUGAACGUUCUGCUUCUCACGACAAUCAUCAGUGCCAUUUCAGCGCUGGUGUUCUGGGUCCCCUCUACACUUCUACCAUUUGCAUCGCACCAGGAAGCUUCUCGCGGUCUGUUUAUCGCUUUCACCAUCUUCUAUGGCGUGUUCGCCAGUGCGUACGUCGCUCUCUUUCCGACUAGUCUGGUUGAACUGUUUGGGCCGCAGAACUUUGCAUCUGUGAAUGGGUUUUUGUAUAUGCUCCGAGGAAUCGCGACAAUGAUCGGAACGCCGGUUAGUGGGCUGCUGAUUCGUGGGUCUGCGACGGCAGCAGGGGCGCUAACACCGAGGAUGUAUGAGGGCAUGUCGCUGCUGGUUACUAUUUUGUUGUUCGCGACUGCGUUCUCGGUGGUGUGGGUUAGGCUUGAGGCAAUGGUUGGGCCGGAUGGGAGGGCGAAUUGGAAAUGGAGGCUGUAA